Molecule: messenger RNA, 602 nt
Organism: Prunus mume (Japanese apricot)
Lineage: Eukaryota; Viridiplantae; Streptophyta; Magnoliopsida; Rosales; Rosaceae
Source: RefSeq, a predicted model, not a curated record
UAGUUGCCCUGUCUGGUGUUCUCAUCUCAUCAUCCACCAAAAUCCUCAAAUAUCAUCAGCAUUGAAGUUUUCCUCUUUCACAAAGAAAAAUGAAUCGGAACUUGAGUGCGUUUGUGAUUGGAUUGGUGGGUGCAGCAAUGACCUUGUUUGCUUAUUCUCAGACUCUGGUGUCUCCAAAUCAGUCCAUCGCAAUCGGUCUCCUUGUUCUCAUGUUUGGUUUGCUGAUCAAGGAAGGUUUUAUAUCUCUGUAGUUCUCCCCUCCUCUGUUUCCUCCUUUGCUUCCCCUUUUUCGGGUUUCUCGUUGAAUUAUGUGAUUUUGCUAGCACUUUUUCUUAUGUACAACUCCUGAUGGAAACGUAUUUGGUUGCUUAUUAUGGGCGGUGUUAAUUUGUUAUUGUUUCAAUUCGGUAGGUAAUUUUAUUUGUUAUUUUGUUGCCUGUAUCUCGAAAAUGAAGCAAAUCUGAGCUGCUCAUAAGAACUUUCCUUGGUGUGAAAAAUGUGGGCAAUAGAGAUUAAAUGACUAUUCUAGAUAUGUUGACCGAGGCAGAAAUAAUGUUUUGCGUGUUGCCUUAGAAAUCAUCCAAGUUUUUCAGUCUACGACG